ACACGGACGCCACAUACCUCCUCUUCACAGCCACGGUGCUUGCUGUGGCUGACAGGAGUACUUGCAUACGGAGUGCGGACCGCGGAGUGUCGUUGUGCGCAUCCCUGGUUAAAUUUUCUCCACAUAGCCAAACCUACAUUGUCCAUUUUCUGACGCAGAAAAGAAGACUGCGUUUGGCGCUCUGUUUCAUUAUACGUGUAUGAGCCCCCCUCACUCCUGGUGUCUCGUCUCUAAAGGAAACUAAAGACAAUUUCGGAAUAAGGCAUCUUACCUGUCUGUGGUAAUGCCAUGUGACAAGGUUUUUCAUCAUUUGAUAUUUCUUUCCCCUCUAACAAAAGUCGCUGGGCUCGUCCCUGUGAUUUGGCAUUAGUGAUACUGGAAGAGGGGCUAAGUGAAGGAAACAAAGCUCCGGGGGAAAAUGGGAGUUUUGGCCGUUGGCUUGGUCCGCUGAGGCUGCUGCUGCUGCUGGUGGCGGUUUGGGGAUUGGUGCAGGGGAAACUGCGUCGCCAGGUCUGAAAGACUGGGAAUCUCUGGUCAUUAUAUCAGGACCUGCUUUUCAAGACAACUAGGUUUUCUCUCACGUUACUGAAUGGCUACAGAUUUAUUCAUUUAAAUGAGCGGCCACAUCCUCCAGACCCUCAAUUCGUCUUAACGCGUCGUUGUUUGGAUGCGGUUUGUUUGCUCUGCGGCUCGGUGUCUUUCCGCUCGCCUAAAAUAUGAUUUAAUGUUAGAAGAUAUUUCAACAGGGUGCCAGUCUGUUACUAUCUGGGAAUCUGUACCGAUCUUCCAAAACAACCCGGAAUCACCCUCCAAUGUAAAGAGAAGAACAUAUUAAUGCACAUAUUACAGGGAAUUUCCUUGACCGCCCCACAGAUGGACUAAAAAGAAGCUUCGGUUCUCGGGAUUUUCACUGUUCACUCUCACUCAAAGCUGUGGUUUUCUCUGUUUUGGGGGGGAAAUAUCUCUGGACAACAUGAAAGUUAUCUCGGCUAUGUUGGUCGUUGCCGUUUUUUGGAGCCAAGAGUGGAAGUCGUCGCUCUCGGAUUCAAUCAUCCACAUCGGUGCCAUCUUUGAUGAAUCAGCACGCAAAGAUGAUGAGGUGUUCCGCCUUGCAGUUGCAGAUCUCAAUUUGAACAAUGAGAUCUUGGAGACAGAGAAGAUCACCAUCUCUGUGGAAUUUGUUGAUGGGAAUAACCCCUUCCAGGCUGUACAAGAAGCCUGUGAGCUGAUGAACCGUGGUAUCCUGGCUCUGGUCAGUUCAAUUGGCUGCAUGUCGGCGGGCAGUCUUCAGACUCUGGCUGAUGCCAUGCACAUCCCCCAUCUCUUUAUCCAGCGCUCCCCAGCGGGAACACCCCGCUCCGCCUGCCCACCCACCAGCCGUGUCCCUGGAACAGAUGACUACACCCUAAUGGUCCGCCCACCUGUCUAUCUCAAUGAGGUCAUCAUGCAAGUGGUUUCUGAGUACAGCUGGCAGAAGUUCAUCCUCUUCUAUGAUUCAGAUUUUGAUAUACGUGGUAUUGAGGAUUUCCUGGACCGUGCCUCUCAGCAGGGAAUGGACAUAUCCCUUCAGAAGGUGGAAUCUAAUAUCAACAUGAUGAUCACAAGUUUGUUCAGAACAAUGCGUGUGGAAGAGCUACAUCGCUACAGGGACACACUACGCAGAGCUGUGCUGUUCAUGAGCCCAGCGACUGCCAAGGCUUUUAUUACUGAGGUGGUGGAGACCAACUUGGUGGCCUUUGAUUGUCACUGGAUCCUGAUUAAUGAGGAGAUCUCAGACUACGAUUUGCAGGAGCUAGUUAUGAAGUCCAUUGGUCGGCUGACACUGGUGCGCCAGACGUUCCCCAUGCCCCAGAACACAACUCAGCGCUGUGUCAAGCACAACCAUAGGAUUAACACUUCCCUCUGUGACCCUAAAAGCCCCAAGGCUCAGCAGCUAGAGAUCACCAACCGCUACAUCUAUGAUACUGUGCUGCUGCUGGCCAAUACCUUCCACAGAAAGUUGGAAGACAGGAAAUGGCACAGCAUGGCCAGUCUGAGCUGCAUAAGGAAGAACUCCAAACCAUGGCAGGGAGGCAAGAGCAUGCUGGAUACAGUCAAAAAGUUCGGAGUGAGUGGCCUCACCAGUUUUCUGGAGUUCACUGACAACGGAACUAACCCCAACAUCUUCUUUGAAAUCCUGGGAACAAAUUAUGGAGAAGACAGGGGACGAGGAAUCAGCAGGCUGGCAACAUGGGACCCAGUUCAUGGCCUGAAUGGCACACUUACAGACAGGAAACUGGAAAAUAACAUGAGAGGAGUGGUGCUACGAGUCGUCACUGUUUUGGAGGAGCCGUUUGUAAUGGUGUCAGAGAAUGUUCUGGGAAAACCAAAGAAGUACCAGGGGUUUUCAAUUGAUGUCCUGGAUGCUCUGUCCAACUACCUGGGCUUUAAGUAUGAGAUCUAUGUUGCUCCAGACCACAAAUAUGGGAGUUUGCAGCCUGACGGUCAGUGGAAUGGACUGAUGGGUGAACUGGUGUUUAAGCGAGCUGAUGUGGGACUUUCUGCCCUGACCAUCACACCUGAGCGAGAGAGCGUUGUGGACUUUACAACUCGCUACAUGGAUUAUUCUGUGGGGGUUCUGUUGCGCAAGGCCGAGCGCACUGUCGACAUGUUUGCCUGCCUGGCACCCUUUGACCUGUCACUCUGGGCGUGCAUCGCGGGCACCGUGCUCCUGGUUGGCAUCUUAGUGUACUUGCUCAACUGGCUCAACCCACCCCGGCUACCCAUGGGAUCUGUGUCCUCAACAACACUGUACAACUCCAUGUGGUUUGUGUAUGGCUCCUUUGUACAACAAGGUGGAGAGGUACCCUACACUACACUAGCUACAAGGAUGAUGAUGGGCGUUUGGUGGAUGUUUGCUUUAAUUGUCAUCUCCUCAUACACCGCCAACCUGGCAGCCUUCCUCACUAUCACACAUAUAGAGAAUUCCAUACAGUCUCUUCAGGACUUAUCCAAGCAGACAGAGCUGCCUUAUGGUACGGUGCUGGACUCUGCAGUAUAUGACCAGGUGCGCUCCAAGGCUAUGAAUCCCUUUGAGAGAGACCCUAUGUACUCCCAGAUGUGGCGGAUGAUUAACCGCACUGGAGGAGGAGAUAAUGUGGAGGAGUCAAAAGAAGGCAUUCGCAAGGUGAAGUAUGGCCGAUUCGGCUUUGUGUGGGAUGCAGCAGUGCUGGAGUACAUUGCUAAUAAUGAUGAAGACUGCUCCUUCUACACCGUCAGCAGCAAUGCACCAGAUCGUGGAUAUGGUAUCGCCAUGCAGCACGGCAGCCCCUACAGGGACAUUUUCUCCCAGAGAAUCUUGGAGCUCCAGCAGAAUGGCGACAUGGAUAUACUGAAACUCAAGUGGUGGCCCAAGGACAGCCCCUGUGACCUCUACAGCUCAGUUCAGACACGGCAGCGUGGCAGCGCCCUGGACAUCCACAGCUUUGCUGGCGUUUUCUGCGUCCUUGCAGCAGGCGUGGUGCUCUCUUGCCUCAUUGCCAUGGUGGAAAGCUGGUGGUCACGAAGGAAGGGAUCCAGGGUCCCCUCCAAGGAGGACGAUAAAGAGAUCGACCUGGAGCACCUACACCGCCGGGUUAACAGCUUGUGCACCGAGGAUGAAAGCCCCCACAAGCAGUUCUCCACCUCUUCCGUCGAUUUAACACCCCUUGACAUGGAUGCGUUGCCUGCUGCACGCCAGGCGCUCGAGCAGAUCAGUGAUUUCCGCAACACCCACAUCACGACCACUACCUUCAUUCCUGAGCAGAUUCAGACCCUCAGCCGCAGCCUCUCUGCCAAAGCCGCUGCUGGAUUUUCCACUGGUUUUGGUAGCGGUGGCGGGGGUGGCCUCCAGGACCACCGAACUGGGGGUGUGGGCCCUUUUAGGCAGAGGGCCCCCAACGGUGGCUUUUUCCGUAGCCCCAUUAAAACAAUGUCCUCUAUCCCUUACCAGCCCACAGGUCCAGGACCCAACUUUGGAUAUGGCAAUGAUCCAGACAGGGGUACCUCCAUAUGAGGAGCUGCUAAGGAUAUGAUUGUUCAGAAGAAAGAGGAGGAGGAACAGAAGGAAGAGUCAAGAUGAUUAGAGUCAGUCACAGGGUGGAAUAACAAAUACAUUAUGGCUAAGCUAAAAAGUCAGAAAAUAGAGAUCUCUGUACAUAUGAACCUUUCUGUUUUCAGUUUCUGCUUGGGUGUUUCCAGGGGUGUAUGUGGAGAAGAUGAAUGAGCUGGAGGUCUGUUGUGGCAUUUCUUAUCCUUUGCACACCAUGAUAUUGAGGUGCAAGAAGGGAAGCGUGUGGGGUGGGGAGUUCACUCUUUAUUGUUGUUGUUCUUGUGAUUGUUUGGGGGAAUAUUUUUGGGCAUAUGUGUGAAAUUGAAUCUUUUUUUUAAUGGGUUUGUUAUAUGACAUGAGGACCGCCUCAUGUAGUGGAAAUUUGUUGAUGCGACCUGAGUCCUAUUACUGUCUGAACCCCAUCUUGAAGGGUUUACUUUAUACUACUCCAGCCACAGGAAAUAUGAUACAUUCACAUGUGCUCCAGGACUGCCACUGAUGAAUGACUGGUGGUGUCUUUAGCCAUGAAACAACUCCAAGGAGCUGAACUACUAGGUAAUUAUGGGUCCGUUAUUUUAUGAAGGCAUAUAUAAGAUAUAGUUUAUACAUGGGAAUGCAUAGAGCAACCCCUUGUAGUUUUGAGAAGGCCCAAUCUCAGUGAAUAUUGGAAGAAUCUACUUCUCCAAUUUUACUUUGCCUUUUCACCAUGUGCGAGUCCACACACUUUCUCUUCUCUGAUGUUGUUUCACCAAUACUUGGGCUUCUAAAUAGGGAAUCAUCCCCAAGAUGGUGUUAACACAUUGGCCUGACUAGACCUAAGACUUUACAGCUGAACACACGCUGGCACCUUCACAGUGCAUCAGUCUAAAAACUGUUGAAAUGCUAUGACAGUGCAACAGUAUGACACUGCAGAAUCGCCUGUUUGGUGUUGAUCUUAAACUGUUUCUGCCAUUUUUGUGCAUCAGCCUCAAACUGUUUUCACCAUUUUGAUGCACAAUAAAGACUGCCAAUCCCACUGCACUGUACCAGUGCCCACAGACCUGUAAGUGAUUGUAUGUACUAGAUCUGACCAUUUCUUUUCUCACCUGUAUUGUGCUAUCUGCUUUUCAAGUUAAGGUGAGAUCCUCUAAUCAGACUCAGAGGGAUAGUAAAACGGGAUUAUACAGAAAACAAUUUAAAGGAAAAAAAAACAUAAAAAAACAUAAAAGGCAAGCCUAAAGACUUCAAAAAGAUGAUGCUUAUUAUAUGUCUUAUGGAAAUUUGUUUUUGAAAAAAAUAGAUUUUAAUACGUGGAAUGUGUUUUGGUCAGGAAGUACAAAAAAAGUAACAUUAUUCUGAGCUGUCUACUUGUUUUUUUUUUUUCUCAGCAAAUUUUGAAUAACUGCUAUAUGAGUGCUGUAGUCUUUGGUUUUGCAUCAUAAAGUCAUUCAAACUUUAACUUUUUUAUUUGCUUUGCUUAAUUUUAGUACUGCCAUAGCCCAGGUGUUUAAAAGAUAAAAGGUCAUUCUGUAAGGCCACGUCAUGUUCGAGUUCAUUACUCAUGCCUUAUCAGGUUCAAGUGGUGAAAUGGAGCCGAUUUUGUGUUGACAAGACGCCAUUAUAGGUACAGGUCUUAUAUGUCGAUUAGUUCGCUUUACCCUUCCAACUUCCACUCAAACCUAAAAUAUCACCAUGUACUAGAAAUGUUCAAGGGAAGCAAAUCAGUGGUUGUGCUUUAAGGUCAUGAGAAUGUCACAAAGAGUCACCAGCCAUUGGAACCCAAUGGCUGCCUUGUAGAAGAUGAAAUAUACUUCUAUUUCAUAUCUGUAACAUUAAGGGUACUGUUUAUAUAACUUGUUUUUUAAAGUGCCAAUUAAUCAAACUGAGACCAUUAUGGUGCAUUUUGGGUUGGGGAAGGUGAACGGUACAUUAAGAUAAUUAAAGGAAUAUUUUAUGGAUUUUGGGUGGUAAAAUGGAACCAAACCCUUUUCACUAACACUGUAUUAAUAAUUGAUAAUGUUAGUUGUUUAGAACAAGUUUUCAGUUUGUUAUCUUUAAGGACUAAAACUGCAAAAUGUUUUGCAUAGAGAAUUCUGUCAGUGUUUUGAAGCAUCUUAGGCAUUCUUUUUUUAUAUUAGGCUACAGUAUGGCUAUUGAUGACAAAUAGGACACAGACAUUUAAAAGGUUUUAUUUAGUACAAAUGAAAGAGACAUUAUAAAAAUAUAUAUUUUAAUGUUGAUGCUAUUUUUGUUUAACAGAAAGAAAAGAAUAUAUCACAAUGAGAUUUAGUGUUGAAUUUAGCGGUGUCAUUACUGCAUUUCUGUUGUCCUGCCAAUGGUCAACAUAAACACACCAUCACAAACUCUUUGCUUUUUUUCAAGUCAUCCUGAGUUCAUUUUAUUAUUUGCUGGCUAAAUAACAAAAAGUGGCAAGUUUAUUAAAAAGAAAGCAUGCACAAACUUGCUCUUGCGCUAUCUGUUAACAUUUUUUAUUUCAUCCAUAGAACUACAGGAUUUACAUGAUAAUUUUCAAAACUCUAUGAUGUACAGUAUUUAAUAUAGGCCUAUUUUGUUGUAUGUGUUGCAUAUUAUUCAAAACUGAACAAACUGGGGCCUCUGUUACAAGUGGCAAAGCUUUCUGUGUAUAAUUUGUCUAAUAAACAG
Molecule: messenger RNA, 6712 nt
Organism: Monopterus albus (swamp eel)
Lineage: Eukaryota; Metazoa; Chordata; Actinopteri; Synbranchiformes; Synbranchidae
Gene: grid2
Product: glutamate receptor, ionotropic, delta 2
Exons: 17
Coding region: 974-4033 (1019 amino acids)
Biological process (GO): monoatomic ion transport
Cellular component (GO): membrane
Molecular function (GO): ligand-gated monoatomic ion channel activity; signaling receptor activity
Source: RefSeq, a predicted model, not a curated record